AUGUCCCACUGGGGCAGGUUGGCUCACCCGAAACAGAGAGGAAGAGGAGUCAAACAUCACCGCUGUCAGCACUGUGACAAAACCUUCACCGCAUCAGGAUAUUUAAAGAUCCAUCGGAGAGUUCACACUGGAGAGAAGCCGUACAGCUGUGAUCUAUGUGGGGCAGCUUUCACACAACAGAGUUCCCUAAAAACACAUCAACACAUUCACACUGGAGAGAAGCCAUACAGCUGUGAUCUAUGUGGAGCAGCUUUCACACAGCAGAGUACCCGAAAAAGACAUCAACGCAUUCACACUGGAGAGAAGCCGUACAGCUGUGAUCAAUGUGGGGAAACAUUUUCUCAGAGUGGUACCCUAAAAAAACAUCAACGCAUUCACACUGGAGAGAAGCCGUACAGCUGUGAUCAAUGUGGGGAAUCUUUUUCUUGUAGUAGUAGUCUGAAAUCUCACCAGCGCAUUCACACUGGAGAGAAACCGUACUGGUGUGAACAAUGUGGGGAAACGUUUUCUCAGAGUGGUCACCUUAAAUCUCACCAUCUCACCCACACUGGAGAGAAACCGUACAGCUGUGAUCAAUGUGGGGAAACAUUUUCUCAGAGUAGUACCCUUAACUCUCACCAGCGCAUUCACACUGGAGAGAAGGCGUACAGCUGUGAACAAUGUGGGAAAACGUUUUCUCGGAGUAGUAACCUUAAAAUUCACCAGCGCAUUCACACUAGAGAGAGGGCGUACAGCUGUGAACAAUGUGGGAAAACCUUUUCUCAGAGUGGUCACCUUAAAAGACACCAUCUCAUCCACACUGCCUCUUUGUGA
Messenger RNA from Etheostoma cragini (Arkansas darter), 813 nucleotides. RefSeq names its product zinc finger protein 239-like. The coding region runs from base 1 to 813 and encodes 270 amino acids. Gene Ontology annotation, molecular function: DNA-binding transcription factor activity, RNA polymerase II-specific; RNA polymerase II cis-regulatory region sequence-specific DNA binding. Gene Ontology annotation, biological process: regulation of transcription by RNA polymerase II. The record is from RefSeq and is a predicted model, not a curated record. Lineage: Eukaryota; Metazoa; Chordata; Actinopteri; Perciformes; Percidae. The transcript is spliced from 2 exons. Gene Ontology annotation, cellular component: nucleus.